AUGCCGCUGUGUCGGACACUCGUACAUGAGUUCGCGCAUCUCCGUUACGGCGUGUUUGAUGAGCAUGGACUUGGCAACGCCGACUUCCCCAACUUCUACCUGGACGACGACACCUUGAUGCCCACCGGCUGCACCGACUCCAUCAAGGGUCAGCUACAAGGGGACUGCAGCAUCGACCCGGCCACACAGCUGCCAGGGAAGGACUGCUACUUUCUGUCGGACGUGGACGGCAACACGGCUAGAGCGUCCAUCAUGAACGAUGUCUUCGUCAAAUCGGUGACUACAUUUUGUGAGAGCAAUACCAAUGACCCGGAUUACCUUCACAACGACCUGGCCCCGAACCUGCAUAACAAGAUGUGUGGGGGCAAGGGCACCUGGGACGUCAUCUUGGAGAGCCCCGACUUCAGGGGAGGUACCAACCCACCCGUCAACAAGACCGAGGCUGAGAUAAGACCGACGUUCAACGUUCUGUUCAACGCUAAAACCACAACACACACUGGAGGGGAAGUCUGUGGUAGACCCGUGGUCCUUGUCCUGGAUGUUUCCGGUUCAAUGCUAUCGAACGACCGCUACUUCAAACAAGGUCAGACAGCAGACAAACUCAUCAGAGAUAUCCUUCCCGUGGGAACCAAGGUCGGGGUGGUAACGUUUAGUUCCACAGCGUCUAUAGCAAUACCACUGACGCUGUUGUCGACGACCGCUGACAGAGACCGUGUUUCAAACCAGCUGCCGACACAGCUAUAA
Molecule: messenger RNA, 744 nt
Organism: Haliotis rubra (blacklip abalone)
Lineage: Eukaryota; Metazoa; Mollusca; Gastropoda; Lepetellida; Haliotidae
Product: calcium-activated chloride channel regulator 1-like
Exons: 4
Coding region: 1-744 (247 amino acids)
Source: RefSeq, a predicted model, not a curated record